AUAGCUGUGCCCACUGGUCGCUUCCUAUUUGGCCCAGGGGAGGGGGCAGCUGGGGCCAGCAGUGUCAGAAGCCCAGGGGUGAGGCCACCCUCCUAGCGAAGGAGGAAGGAGGCUCAAGUGAGACGCCACACCACGCCACGAGGACUGUGCUCCCCAGGAGGCAGCCACCCCUCCCUCCCCAUCCGCUGGAGCUUCCACCACCGACCUGUCUGGCGGGCAGGGCCAGGUCUGGGCAAGUUGGAGGGGGCGGGAGGCAGCACCCAGGUCCCCGCCCUGUUUGCAGCACCCAGGCCUCUUGAAACCCUUGCCUGGGCUCCCACAGGCCCUAGGCAGAAACACGGAGGGCCCUGGAGUGACAUCCGCCCCCAACUCCAUCCGGAGAAGGAAGAGUCCCACAGCUGGGGCUGUGCAGGCCCUGUGAUGUCACCCGGGGGCCCGUGAAGCGCCCACCAUGGCCAGGUCCCUAACUUGGGGCUGCUGUCCCUGCUGCCUGACGGAGGAGGAGAAGACUGCCGCCAGAAUCGACCAGGAGAUCAACAAGAUUUUGCUGGAACAGAAGAAACAAGAGCGGGGGGAAUUGAAACUCCUGCUGUUGGGGCCUGGUGAGAGCGGGAAAAGCACAUUCAUCAAGCAAAUGCGCAUCAUUCAUGGUGCCGGCUACUCUGAGGAUGACCGCAGAGCCUUCCGGCUGCUCAUCUACCAGAACAUCUUCGUCUCCAUGCAGGCCAUGAUUGAUGCAAUGGACCGGCUGCAGAUCCCCUUCAGCAGGCCUGACAGCAAGCACGCCAGCCUGGUGAUGACCCAGGACCCCUACAAAGUGAGCGCGUUCGAGAAGCCAUAUGCAGUGGCCAUGCAGUACCUGUGGCGGGACGCGGGCAUCCGCGCAUGCUACGAGCGCAGGCGUGAAUUCCACCUGCUGGACUCCGCGGUGUACUACCUGUCACACCUGGAGCGCAUUGCAGAGGACAGCUACAUCCCCACUGCGCAAGACGUGCUGCGCAGUCGCAUGCCCACCACAGGCAUCAAUGAGUACUGCUUCUCCGUGAAGAAAACCAAACUGCGCAUUGUAGAUGUUGGUGGCCAGAAGUCAGAACGUAAGAAAUGGAUCCACUGUUUUGAGAAUGUGAUUGCCCUCAUCUACCUGGCCUCCCUGAGCGAGUAUGACCAGUGCUUGGAGGAGAAUGAUCAGGAGAACCGCAUGGAGGAGAGCCUCGCUCUGUUCAGCACGAUCCUAGAGCUGCCCUGGUUCAAGAGCACCUCGGUCAUUCUCUUCCUCAACAAGACGGACAUCCUGGAGGAUAAGAUCCACACCUCCCACCUGGCCACAUACUUCCCCAGCUUUCAGGGACCCCGGAGGGACGCAGAAGCCGCCAAGAGCUUCAUCUUGGACAUGUACGCGCGCGUGUACGCGAGCUGCGCAGAGCCCCACGACGGUGGCAGGAAAGGUUCCCGCGCGCGCCGCCUCUUCGCACACUUCACCUGUGCCACGGACACGCAGAGCGUCCGCAGCGUGUUCAAGGACGUGCGGGACUCGGUGCUGGCCCGGUACCUGGACGAGAUCAACCUGCUGUGACGCGAGGAGCCCCAAGCGGACGUCCCUAAGGGACGCGGUCGUGGAGAGGACAUGGCUCUCCCUGGUGGCCGUGCGCGGAACUGAACUGCAGGUCGAGGAGAUGUCGCAUGGGGAAGCCAGCCCACAGGAGUCCCUGCUCCCCACCGGGCCUCCAAGCCCAGCCCCGCUGUAAUUUAUUCCCUCACCCUCCUUCUAGUUGUUAGAGAAAGGACGUGAGCCCGGUCUUUAACCCCAGCGCUCCGGAGACAGAAGCAGGAGGAUCUCUGUGAGUUCCAGGACCUUUUGUCAAAAACCAAAAAACAAACAAAACCGGAUAGAACUGUCCGGGCCCUUGUGUCUUCCCAGGGUCCAUGUCCACGUCCGCCUGUGGGGAUCACUCCAUCUUACCGAAGGGGAAACCUAGGUCGGCGAAAUGGCUGGUGAAGGCGCCUUGCCACCUAGCCUGACACCUGGAGUUCAGGACCUAUUCGGUGGACAGAGGGAACUUACCUCUACACCUACCCACACAGAUAAAUAAAUGUAAUUUAAAAACAAAA
This is a messenger RNA of Mastomys coucha (southern multimammate mouse), 2109 nucleotides long. RefSeq names its product G protein subunit alpha 15 (gene Gna15). Gene Ontology annotation, cellular component: heterotrimeric G-protein complex. Gene Ontology annotation, molecular function: G-protein beta/gamma-subunit complex binding; GTPase activity; guanyl nucleotide binding. The record is from RefSeq and is a predicted model, not a curated record. Gene Ontology annotation, biological process: adenylate cyclase-modulating G protein-coupled receptor signaling pathway; phospholipase C-activating dopamine receptor signaling pathway; action potential. Lineage: Eukaryota; Metazoa; Chordata; Mammalia; Rodentia; Muridae. The transcript is spliced from 7 exons. The coding region runs from base 452 to 1573 and encodes 373 amino acids.